AUGACCUCUUGUGGCAGGACGAGGCAAAGCCAGCACCGUCGUGGAGCUGCUGAGCUUGCGCAAGGCUUGGACUUGCCGGGGCCUCCGCGCGGAAGCUUCUGCACUUUCCAGGGCCAUGUCCAGAUUUUUGAGCAUAGCAGCACUGACCUUGAUGCUCGGUAUGCUUCCCUUGCAGCUGGCAUUUCGGUUUGGCACAACAGCGCGGGCAAGAAGUUGAGCAGGGAGGAUGACAAGGCGCGCUGUCUCUGCGGCAGCCUUUUCCCUUCAAGGCCGCACUUGGUCUGGUGCUGCCCUGCCUUCCAAGAGAGCAGAAUUGAUGUUCCCAGCCCUGUGAACCGCGCGGAGGAGCGGCUCUUUGCCAGGGCUGUGAAUGAGCUGCCACGGCCCCCUGAGGACACUGCGGUGCAUGGAGUGAAGGCAGAAUUGCUUCAGGCGAUUGCGGAACUUGUGCAGACAAGUGACAAUCUCUUUCUGGCCACGGACGGAUCUGCCAAGAAUCAUGUCGCUUCGUGGGGCAUCUUUGUACCUUGUUCUGACAGAGCUUUUGCGGCUGGAGUUGAAGGGGAGGACCAGAGCGCCUUCCGUGCAGAGCUUGAGGCGAUUCGUGCCGCCCUGGCUGCCGUGUUUGCGGCAUCUUCACAGGGCAUUGUCAUGUGCAGGCAUCUCACCAUUGUGUCUGACUGCACCGCUGCCAUUUGGGUUGCUAGUGGAUUUGAGGGAGAUGUGAUUGAGAUGCGUGCUCGUAGAUUCUUCGAGCUCCGCCGCUCACUUCGAGCGGUUGGCAUUGGAGUCGACUUCAAGUGGGUCCCCUCGCACGGCAAGAUUGUUAGGGGCUGGGCGCCUCACCCUCGCGCCACGGAGGCCCAACUCCGAGCUUGGAAUCACGCAGCCGACAGGGCUGCCAAUGGCUGUAUGCAGCGGCUGCUUGCGGGAUCUGCUCGGCUGCGCUGGGCUACUAACCGCAAAGAGGCCAAGACUUGGGAGCUCGCUGCCAUUCGCGCGGCCGCCAGAAUCUCUGCUGGCUACCGCGCUCACUGCGAGUCCUGA
Messenger RNA from Effrenium voratum, 1047 nucleotides. Lineage: Eukaryota; Dinophyceae; Suessiales; Symbiodiniaceae. The record is from the annotation of a GenBank genome assembly.